AUGUUCGUUGAUACUAUUGUUGAAAGAAAAUUCUUAGUUAAAGCAUUAAUUGAUACAACAUCUAAAUACAAUACUAUUAGCAGGUGCUUGUUCGAUAAACUUGAAGAAGAUUAUAGAAUACGUCAUAUCUGUGAUCCUGUUGAGAUUCUCUAUAGAGAUGUAAUAG
This is a messenger RNA of Diversispora eburnea, 166 nucleotides long. NCBI's taxonomy places the organism in Eukaryota, Fungi, Glomeromycota, Glomeromycetes, Diversisporales, Diversisporaceae. The record is from the annotation of a GenBank genome assembly.